AUGAAACUAGUGGCAAAUAUUGACAAGGCUUUGAAGAUCUACUGUGAUAAUAAGGCAGCCAUAUAUUUUGCCAAGAACAACAAACGAUCAUCAGCUUCGAGAAUUAUGGAUAUAAAGUAUCUGUCGCUUCAAAAUAAAGUCAAGGAAGGUCCAAUAAAUCCAGACAUUGGGAAGUUGGAGUUAUUACAGUCUCUAGAUUUAUCAAGAAACCGGAUCGAUGGAAGAAUUCCGACAAGUCUUGGUGACUUGGACUUGUCAAACAACAACCUGUCUGGAAAUAUUCCAAUGGGGUCUCAGCUCCAAAACUUUGAUCCGUCAGCCUUUGCCGAAAACCCUCUGCUCUGUGGACUUCCACUUCAAAGGAUGUGUGAACAAGAGAAAGAGAAAGGCAGUGUUCAACAAACUGGCUUAGGGAAUCAAGACCAUGAGGGUGGGCUUGUAACGCGUGGAUUUUACAUCAGUAUGGGGCUAGGAUUUGCUUUUGGAUUUUGGGGAGUUUCUGGCACAUUGAUGUUCCACGAGUCAGGCAGAUCCACAUAG
Messenger RNA from Prunus avium (sweet cherry), 540 nucleotides. The record is from RefSeq and is a predicted model, not a curated record. Lineage: Eukaryota; Viridiplantae; Streptophyta; Magnoliopsida; Rosales; Rosaceae.